Messenger RNA from Bombina bombina (fire-bellied toad), 4451 nucleotides. RefSeq names its product telomerase reverse transcriptase (gene TERT). Gene Ontology annotation, molecular function: telomeric repeat DNA binding; telomerase RNA binding. The record is from RefSeq and is a predicted model, not a curated record. The transcript is spliced from 16 exons. The coding region runs from base 1 to 3702 and encodes 1233 amino acids. NCBI's taxonomy places the organism in Eukaryota, Metazoa, Chordata, Amphibia, Anura, Bombinatoridae. Gene Ontology annotation, cellular component: telomerase catalytic core complex. Gene Ontology annotation, biological process: telomere maintenance via telomerase.
AUGCAAGCUGGAGAAAACUACACUGAACUGCUCAGUAUUUUUCAGCUACUUUAUGACCAGGUUUUGUGUAUUUUGGAUUUUCUGGAAAGACUGCAGAAAAACACCAAGUCGACAUUGCUGCAAGAAAAUGAGUCUGAGAAGUAUAAGGCGUUUCUGUCUGAAGUGUUAGUCUGCAUACCACGGGGAGCAAAACCACUCAACGCCCCCAUCUCUUUCUUGCAGUUUUUUUUUCCUUUCUUUCCGCAGCUGUCGAGUCAGAGAGAAGUCGUGGCCAGAGUAAUUCAGCGAAUAUGUGAAAAGAAACGAAGGAAUGUUCUUGCCUUUGGGUAUGGACUGGUUGAUGAAAAGAGUUCACUGCGUGUUAUGUUUGCGCCAAACAUAUGCAGUUACUUUCCAAACCCAUCAACGGCCACUAUCAGCAGCAGUACUCUAUGGAAAACCCUACUUAGUAGAAUAGGUGAUGAAGUCAUGAUGCAUAUGCUGGAGCAUUGCUCCCUUUUUAUGAUGGUUCCACCUAAUUGUUGCUACCAAAUUAGUGGGCAGCCAGUUUACAAUCUGUACAAUGAACUAAAUCUUCCACAUUCAUUGGUUCGACAAAGGCAUUCAAUGACUCAGAGUAAUGCUUUAUUUCAAUAUAUUCAAAAGAAAUCUUUUCUUUCUAAACGUAGUAGAAGAUGGAAAAGGAAGAAAUUAAGUAAAAAGAAACUAGAGAGCAAAAAGUUACAGGUGGCUCUGAUGACAAUUAAUUCAAGCACAAAUAUGGAUUUUUGCGGUGAAAACGCAUCUUCAGAGUCAACGUCAAGUGUCAGACCAGCAAAAAGGUUGAAUACUACUGCUACUUGUGAUGUUCCAUCUAAGAAGAAAAAGACUGUAUCAGAUGUUGAAGGAACCAGGGGCAAAUUUAGUUAUAGACACAAUAUAGAUGUUUCUCAAAUUUCAUCAGUCACGUCUUUGGAAGGCAAGGUGCAAGAAUGUCCAUCAGAUUUCAAAACAAAGGAUUUUGAGGGUGAUAGUUGCUAUACAUCAAACAUUACUGACACAUUGUUUAAAUGUACCUCUUCUAAUUCCCCAGUAACUCAUAAGAUUAAUAAAAAUGAAAAUUUGAAUUCAUUUCCCAAUAAAAUAUCUUUUUCAAACAUUUUUAUUGGAAGUUCAAAAAGGUUGUAUUCAAGCAGUUUUUCUAAAGAAGGGUUUCUCAAAUCAUUUUUAUUGAAUGUGUUAGGUAAAAAAUCUAAUGGGUACCAGGACCUUCUGAAAACUAUAUUCCUGAAUAACAGUGCUUUAGGACAAAACACUGACCAACAGUAUUUUGGUGAAAGCAUGAAGAAGAAGAAGAAGAAAAAAAUUCCUAAGCGCUAUUGGCAAAUGAGACACGUUUUUCAAAAAAUAAUAGAGAACCACAAGAGAUGCCCUUACUCUUUCCUUAUACAAAAACAUUGUCGAGUAAGAUAUUUAAAAUCUAAUUCAAAUAAACUGAAAGUGUUGGAUACUGAUAAAUCACAGUUAACAGAGUUUAGUUGUGAGAGCGAAAAUAGGAAUUGUCCUUCAUUACCAUUGAGAACAGACUUUGAGGCUCAGAAAAGAAUUUCUGGAAUUGAAAAAGAAGAGGAAAUGCUUAAAGACGAAUCCACUAUUUUGAAACUUCUCAGGCAACAUAAUAGUACUUGGCAAGUAUACACGUUUGUUAGAGAAUGUUUACACAGGGUAGUACCUGAGUUGCUCUGGGGCUCUAGUCACAACAAGUGCCGGUUUUUAAAAAAUGUGAAAAGUUUCAUCUAUUCUGGAAAGUUUCACAAAAUCUCGUUGCAAGAACUUAUGUGGAAGAUGAGAGUGGAAGACUGUGUUUGGGUGCGUCUAUUAAAAAGAAAUCAUUUUGUUCCUGCUUCAGAACACUUGCUGAGAGAAGAAAUUCUUGGAAAAUUCAUAUACUGGUUAAUGGACACAUAUGUUAUACAGUUGCUGAAAUCAUUCUUUUAUAUUACAGAAACUACAUUUCAAAAGAACAGGCUUUUCUUUUACAGAAAAUCUGUCUGGAAAAAGAUUCAUAAAAUUGGGCUGAGAAAACACUUUGAGAAAGUAAAGCUGCGCCUAAUGUCCUCUAAGGAGAUUGAAAAUGUGAAACAGCAAAAAAAUGUUUCUUUGGUAUCCAGAUUACGAUUCAUACCUAAAAUGAAUGGACUGCGGCCCAUAUCGAAAAUGUGCGAUACUCUUGGAGUGCAACAAAGCAAAGAAAUCAGAGAUAAGAAGAUUCUGCAGUUUAAUUCUCUUGUCAAGAAUCUCUUCAGUGUUCUAAAUUAUGAAUGUAGCAAAAACCUAAGCCUUUUGGGGUCAUCUGUGUUUGGGUUGAAUGAUAUCUACAAUAAGUGGAAGAAAUUUGUUGUUGAACUUGAGGAAUCCAAUAUAGAAAGAAGCACAUUUUAUUUUGUAAAGACCGAUGUCAGAGGAGCCUAUGACACCAUUCCUCAUUCGAAGCUUGAUGAAGUGGUCUCAAAAGUAAUUAAUCCAAACACUGAAGAGGUCUAUUCCAUACGACGUUAUGCCACCCUAUGGAUGGAUGCGAGUGGACGUAUUAGAAAAGUGUUUAAACAGCAUGUAUCUACAUUGGUUGAUUUUCUUCCAAGCAUGAAACAGUUUGUAUCUCACCUUCAAAACCAUGAUCUAAUGCAAAACUGUAUUCUGGUGGAACAAAGCCUUUCUUUGAAUGAGAGUUCAAGCAAGUUUUUGGCAUUUUUUCAGCAAAUAAUCUGUAACCAUAUCCUCAGGAUAAAAGACGAUUACUACAUGCAAUGUUGUGGAAUACCACAGGGGUCCAUGCUGUCAACAUUGUUUUGUAGCUUGUGCUACGGUGAUAUGGAAAACAAGCUAUUUUGUGGAAUACAACAAGAUGGCAUAUUCAUGCGACUGGUUGAUGACUUCUUGCUAGUUACACCUCACCUUGACAAAGCAAAGACAUUUUUGAGGACCCUAGCAGAAGGAAUUCCACAGUAUGGUUGCUCAAUCAGCCCCCAUAAGACUGUGGUGAAUUUUCCUGUUGAUGACAUACCACAGUGCACUAAAGUAGAACAGUUAACACAUCACUGCAUGUUUCCAUGGUGUGGGCUUUUGUUUGACACACACACUUUGGAGGUGUUUUGUGAUUAUUCUAGCUAUGCCUGUACAUCCAUACGAUCAAGUCUUACAUUUUGCCAAAGUGCCACUGCUGGGAAAAUAAUGAGAGAGAAACUAAUUCGGGUCCUAAAGCUGAAAUGUCACAGUAUCUUCCUUGACCUUAAGGUGAACAGUCUCAGAACAGUGUGCAUCAAUAUUUACAAGAUAUUUUUACUCCAGGCCUACAGGUUCCAUGCGUGUGUUUUACAGCUUCCUUUUAAUCAAAGUGUGAAAAACAACCCAUCCUACUUUCUUACUGUGAUAUCUGACAUGGCACCUUGUUGUUACGCUACAUUAAAAGGCAGAAAUAAAGGUGUGAUUCUUGGAACUAAAAAUGCAGGUGGUCCGUUUCCCUUUGAAGCUGCCCAGUGGCUCUGCUACCAUGCUUUUAUUACAAAGCUUGCAAAGCAUAAAAGGUUGUACAAGUGUCUUCUUGGGCCAAUUAAAAAAUGCAAACAACAUUUAUGUAGAGGCCUUCCACAAGAUACACGCCAGCUACUAAAUGGAGUGAUCGACCCUUCACUUCAUAAAGACUUUUCAACAAUAAUGGAUUAGUAAUGAAUUUGUUAUAUACAGGACAUCAUAUCUGCUUUUAUGAUGCUUAUUUAUUAUAUUUAAUCUAAGUAUGACAACAUAUGUUGUUCAGAUACUAAAUGCUACCUUUUAUAUUUUGUGGAAUGUAGAUGUAGAAUUUGAAAAUCCUUGACUUUGUGACUUCCAUGAUUUCAUAUUAAAUACCAUACUAUGGAAAGGCUCUACAUACUUGGAACUGUUCUAUCAUUAUAAUUUGAUAACUUAAUCUUACAAAAGUCACAUCAGCUUAUAAAUUCAAGUUCACACACAUUAUUUAUCUGGUGUUAUAUGAAAGUAACAGAAGCUUAUUAUCUGCCUAGUUUACCAUAUAUGUAGUGGGUGCUUCAUCCCAGAGAAAUAUGUAUCUGAACAAUCCACAUUAUAUUACUUUUAACUUUUUUUUUCUUUUUUUUUCUUUAAAAGAUUUAUAUUCAGCUUGAAAUAUACAAAUAGAUAUCAUGAAAUUAUACAUAUUUAGCAUAGUACAGAUAUUACUAGACUUUCACAGAUGCAAAUAUGACAUGGACUAAUCUGCAGUCCAAGAUGAUGAAUGCCAUUGUGGUCCCAAGAGUGGGAUUUAGUUAGAAAGUCAUUUCUUUUAUCUCUUAUUUAGUAGUCCAGAGCUCAGUUUUUUAAAUUUUUCUUUCAGUAAUUAACAUUUAUAACAACAUAUAUCAGACCGGAAGACCCAACGUGGGGCUUCAAACAUUAAUAAAGUUUUUUGCAACAAA